This is a messenger RNA of Lotus japonicus, 1472 nucleotides long. Its product is annotated as DEAD-box ATP-dependent RNA helicase 39-like. NCBI's taxonomy places the organism in Eukaryota, Viridiplantae, Streptophyta, Magnoliopsida, Fabales, Fabaceae. The transcript has 5 exons. Bases 175 to 1236 code for a protein of 353 amino acids. The record is from RefSeq and is a predicted model, not a curated record. Gene Ontology annotation, molecular function: RNA binding; ATP binding.
AAUGUGGAAAAUAUAUCCUUAAUUUAUGUUAAAUUAAUUUGUGCAAUUUGUUAAGCCCAACAAGCCCAACCGGAUCAAAGUUAUUUCACCAUUGCUGUCUACGGCACCGAAUCCCCAACUCGCAUUUGAAGUAGUGAAGAAACGAUUCAAAAACCAGAGAAGAGAAGAGAAGCCAUGAGAAGACGAGUCAGAGAGCUUCUGAGCUUCUCGUAUUUUCUGCACUCUCCAGGGAAGCGUAACCCACUCUCAAAACCAGCACCACCACCAUCACACAAUGCUAGUUUUCAAGGCUCCACCAGUACUUUCUCAACAUCUUCCAAGUCCCAAAGGGAUUCACUGCUUUUGGAACAGUUCAAGCAAAGGAAACUCAAAGGGUCCUCCUCAAAAGACCUAAAGGUGGAUACUGCUGUUACUGCUGGUGAGAAGAAGGUGGUCCAAAAGGGUUUGCAGAAUGAGAGUGAACCCACAAUGGUGGUUGCAAAUUUUAAGGAGUUGGGUGUGAGUGAGGAGCUUGUUGAGGUCAUGGAUGGGAUUGGUGAAUUUGUUCCUAGUGAGAUACAGUGUGUGGUUAUUCCAGCUAUUUUGGAAGGAAAAAGUGUGCUCUUGAGUUCACCCUCUGAUCAUGACAGGACUUUGGCCUACUUGUUGCCCCUUAUUCAGCUGCUAAGACGGGAUAGAGAGUUGCUUAGUUCAAAUUCAAAGCAUCCUCGAGCCAUUGUGCUUUGUGCUUCGGAGGAGAAAGCUGCACAGUGCUAUAAUGCUGCACAAUACAUCAUCCAUGAUGCAGAAUUGAAGUCUGCAAAGAACUGUGCUUCAGCGACCAGCGAGCAAUCAAAUUCCUCAAUCGGACUCAUGAUUGGAACUCCUUGUGAGGUUCUUCAAUACAUUCAAGAGGGGAAUGUUGUUCCUGCUGAAUUAAGAUACUUGGUAUUGGAUGGCAUGGAUUGCUUGCUUAAUAGUGGCCAUAGUCCUGAAAUCCAUAAAAUUCUCAAACCAUUACAAGAUCAUGGAUCAACAUCUACUGUCAAAAGAUUGCAAACUAUUUUGGCAAUUUCAACCAUUGCUGAGGUUUUGGGUGAAGAAUCCCCCCUUGUAAAGCGUCUAGAGCGUGAUCAUGCAGGAAAUAUUUCAGCGAUGUCUUUAGAAAUGGAGCCAACAGAAGUCUUUGAUUUCUCUGAGUCUUUGGAAGCUCUUAGAAAAAAAGUGGCGGAGGCCAUGAAUUCCCUUUUGAAAUAACAGUGCAUCUUUUUCUAAUGGUGCCUAAAAUAUGGCUAAAGAAAGUCAAAAUAGGUUUUAAGAUCUUUCUGAUAGCAAGAGAAAUGAGUUGAUUGUUUUUGUAAAUAUUUUAUAUGUGUUCUUUUAAUUACAAUAUUUUCUUUUGUUUGUGACUGGUGUAUCGGGAAACUGUGGCAGUCAAUUCAAACAGAAGACCUUUUCAGGGGUUAAACUUGUGUCAUCAUCCUUAUGAAUAA